Messenger RNA from Verruconis gallopava, 1852 nucleotides. RefSeq lists its product as uncharacterized. The record is from RefSeq and is a predicted model, not a curated record. Gene Ontology annotation, molecular function: ferric-chelate reductase activity. Bases 17 to 1735 code for a protein of 572 amino acids. Gene Ontology annotation, biological process: intracellular iron ion homeostasis; iron ion transport; copper ion import. Gene Ontology annotation, cellular component: plasma membrane. Lineage: Eukaryota; Fungi; Ascomycota; Dothideomycetes; Venturiales; Sympoventuriaceae. The transcript is spliced from 4 exons.
CGUAGCACAACUCACCAUGGAGCAGCUUUGGAUUUAUGCUAUUUCCCUUGCAUCGUGUCUUAGCGCGUGCUUCUUGUACCGCCUCCUUCGACUACUCAACGAGCGCAGCCGAUACUUCCUUCGGUCGCACUUCCGAAGAGCCAUGAUCCACACACAUGUCGGUAAGCGGCUCCAUAGCAGCCUCGAUGUUAACAUGCUCGCGCUAAGUAUACUCGCGCUCUACGCUGCCGGUAAUACAUUCUGCCUGUUCUUCGGGCGGCCUGAUCGACUGCAGAUUUCUAAAAACGCAAGCACGUUGGCGAUGAUAAAUUUGUGUGCCGUGUUUCUCGGGAGCCGAGUGAACCUUGCUUUAGACCGCUGUCUCCGGAUCCGGCUCGGCGAACUCGCAUUUCUGCAUCGUUGGGUAGGUCGCACGUGCUUCAGUCAUAUGGCCAUCCACAUAGCGCUGCGUAUGUGGAUGUCGCCGAUGCGGAUUGGCGUGCUUUUCGUCACACUCAUCGUAACCACACCCUCUCUAAUCCUUUUCUCCCUUCUCCCUGUGCGGCGCUACUUCUAUGAAGUAUUCAAACGCGUUCAUGCCUUCGUUGCUUUCGUAUUCCUAGGGGCCCUAUGGGCUCACGUGCCCUUGAACAACACCUUGUUUGUUAGCAUAUUAUCCUGUAUCUCUGUCAUCUGGUUUUGUUGGAUGCUCCUGUCCGUUCUUGCGAUCGUUUUGCGAAGCGGAGGAUUCCACACCGCGACGCUGAGCGAUAUUGACGUCGUCCCCAAAUAUUUCAGAAGCCCCCGAGCUGACAACGAGGUGAGUAAUGGGAUAGCGCGCGCCAUGCAGGCAGACAUCGACGGCAACGGCCACGAUCAGAUUGCGGGGAUAGCCCAGUCCACGCACCGGCUCUGGGUAACGCUGAAAAAGCCGUGCAAUAUCUUCCCGGGCCACUACUUUUACAUAUGUUUUCCCAGCAUACCCAACAGGGCUCAAGGUAUUUUGCAGUGGCAUCCAUAUAUGGUUAUGUGGCAGGAAGUCAUCGAGGGCAAGCAAGUGCUACAAUUCCUUCUUGACCGGCGCAGUGGCUUCUCGAAAAAGAUCAGGACUGCAGAGCCGAAAGCUGCUGUCCUAUUGGAUGGGCCGUACGGCGUAGAUUACCAUGUUGAUGAUUAUGAUAAAGUGCUAUACAUAACCAGCGGCGUGGGUGUGGCUUCAUGCAUAGUCUCAAUUCAGAAACUUCUGAAAUCGCACAAUAACAAAACCGGUAGGGUUAGACGGAUAUCCCUCACGUGGCUGGCCGAUUCCGAAGAUCAGUAUAGUAUCGUUCAAGAUCUGUUCAAGCUGCUGCUGCGAGAAGAUCCACGAGAGAUUCUUAACAUCGUUACAUACGUGCGAGGCAGAAACCGACCUGGCGAGAGCCGAAGGAUAAUGCGGGGCCUGCAUUCGCACGAGGGAGCAAUGUUUGUUGCGGACGUUAUUCAGCAAGAGUGGGAUGCAGAGGCCGGAAACAUGGCCGUUGUUGCGUGCACGACUCCCAGCGUAGACCAGGAUAUUCGGGCUGCCGUUCGUAAAACCUCGAGCCGAGGCACGCAAGUCGUCCUAACUGGAAACGACAGAUCAGCAACGUCGACCACCCAGAACAAGUAUCGUGUCAACGGCGACGUGAAUGAACCUGACAUUGAUCGGAUUGAGACGUUCAAUGAUAUUGAUCUUAUAUAUCCAGACUUCCGUCCCGAAGAACUACCUAAAUAAGACUAGAUAAUACUGAGAUGCCGGUCAUCUUUAGUGGUGAUAAGUUUAUAGAAUGACAGUGCAAUGACUUAUUGUAACAUCGAUCCCGGUGCAACGGGCCACCCGGCGCAAAGGGCC